Messenger RNA from Fraxinus pennsylvanica, 1098 nucleotides. NCBI's taxonomy places the organism in Eukaryota, Viridiplantae, Streptophyta, Magnoliopsida, Lamiales, Oleaceae. The record is from the annotation of a GenBank genome assembly.
AUGAAAAUCAAGGGGGAGCCAAAUCCUAAAUUAAAAAAUUCACAACGACAACACAAUCUGUUCCCUUUUCUCUGUCUUCUCCGCCGACAUAUCACCGAUCAGCCAUCGCUCGCCGGCGGCGCCACCUGUCAAACUCGACGGGAAAUCUCCCUGAAGCUCUCAAGAACUUCAUCUCUGAUCUCUAGCAUUUUUCUUCGCCGCACUCAACUAACGGGAUUCAAGAUGAUCGGGUCUUUUAUCACCAGAGGACUAGUGAUGGUUUUUGGUUAUGCUUAUCCUGCAUAUGAAUGCUAUAAAACUGUUGAAAUGAAUAAGCCUGACAUUGAGCAACUUCGGUUUUGGUGCCAGUAUUGGAUCUUAGUUGCUAUGUUGACUGUUUGUGAGAGGAUUGGCGACUUGUUUAUUUCAUGGGUUCCGAUGUACAGUGAAGCUAAGUUGGCUUUCUUUCUAUACUUGUGGUUUCCAAAAACAAAGGGAACAACAUAUGUUUAUGACUCCUUCUUUAGACCCUAUGUUGCAAAACAUGAGACGGAUAUUGAUCGUAAUUUGUUAGAACUGAGAACAAGAGCUGGAGAUAUGGCAGUUUUGUACUGGCAAAAGACUGCAAGCUAUGGUCAGACUAGGAUUUUUGAGAUUUUGCAAUAUAUUGCUUCACAGUCAACGCCUCCUCGUCGUGCCCAGCCGCAACAUCAAGGUGCUGGAAUCCACCAACCUACUGCCCCCACAAAUCAAAUAUCAACGCAGCCGCAAAAUGAACAACCCCCCUCUCCCGCAUCCAGUACAUCAAGUCAGCACCAAGAUGUGGCAGAAGAUGAAGAGCGUUCAGAAGCUUCGAAAGAAGCUCCUCCUCCUGCAGUCUUGAAUGCACAGAAAACAAUACCAGCACAAGCCCAUGUUGAGAGCACCAAAACUCAGAGCUCUACUGAGGAGCAAGUGAUGCUGAUUGAUUCAGUACCUCCCUCAGCAAAUGAACCUUCUCAACCUCCACAAGAUCUGGUCGUGGAAGAAGCUGGACGAGUGACACGGGCAAGGUCAAGGAGAACACGUGGUGGAUCAAAUUCGUUGAAUGGCAAAUUAGUUCAUUCCAGGUCUCAGUAA